GCUGUCAGUCUCACAUGGAAAAUAAAACCUGUGAGUGGUUCGUAAUGCACAGGCAUGCGUUACUAAAACAACAAUAAAAACAUUAUUUUUUAAUACUUUAUUCAGUACUGUAUGCACGUGUUUAAGAAGAUAUAAAGAUUCAAGAAACAAAAUGCCACAAUUAGAGGAAAAGCCGCGUGUACUUUUAGAAGAAUUUCGUUUGAAGAAUGCUCCAAACGAUUAUGGAAUGGCUGAUGAAAAAUGGAAUUUCAAGAAAUUUGUGAAGAAGUUCCGUAUUGUCAUAGUAAGGAUGGAUAAUUUUGAAAUGGAAUUUGAUUUGAUUGGGAUGCAGCCAGCUUUUGCCAAUGCUUUUAGGCGACUGAUGUUGAGUGAAGUCCCAAGCAUGGCUAUAGAAAAAGUAAUGAUUAAAAAUAAUACUUCUAUUAUUCAAGAUGAAGUGUUGGCUCAUAGACUAGGACUGAUUCCUUUAAAAGCUGAUCCAAGGCUAUUUGAAUACCGCCCUGAAGAUGCCACAGAAGGAACUGAAUUCAAUACUUUAGAGUUCUCAUUAAAGGUGAGGUGCUCUGUUAAUAAAAAUCAGCCUAAAGACUCUUACAGAGCUGAAGAUUUAUAUGAAAACCACAGUGUAUAUUCUUCUCAAAUUAAAUGGCAGCCAAUAGGCAACCAAGCAUCAGUAUAUAAAGAAGCCGAUAUAUGUCCAGUACAGGGUGACAUCUUGAUUUCUAAAAUGAGACCAGGGCAUGAACUUGACUUACAGUUGGUUGCUGUGAAGGGUAUAGGCAGAGACCAUGCCAAGUUCUCCCCAGUAGCCACUGCUUCCUACCGCUUGUUGCCUGAAGUAACUCUGACAAAAGAAAUCAAAGGCAGUGAAGCAUCACUAUUACAAAGUUGUUUUGCACCAGGAGUGAUCAACAUAGAUUCAGAGGGAAAAGCUUAUGUCCGGGAUGCCCGAUAUGACACUUGUAGUAGAAAUGUAUUCCGGUAUGAUGAACUCAAAGAUGCAGUCAUAUUGAGCAGAGUGCGAGACCACUUUAUAUUUAAUGUGGAGUCAGUCGGAGCUAUGCCACCAAACAUAAUAUUUGUUGAAGCUGUUAAAAUAUUACGAGAUAAAUGUAAAUCAUUCUUGGAUGAAUUAAAUAAGUUUAACUAAUA
Trichoplusia ni (cabbage looper) is the source of this 1152-nucleotide messenger RNA. RefSeq names its product DNA-directed RNA polymerases I and III subunit RPAC1 (gene Polr1C). The record is from RefSeq and is a predicted model, not a curated record. NCBI's taxonomy places the organism in Eukaryota, Metazoa, Arthropoda, Insecta, Lepidoptera, Noctuidae. The transcript has 6 exons. Bases 152 to 1150 code for a protein of 332 amino acids. Gene Ontology annotation, molecular function: DNA binding; protein dimerization activity. Gene Ontology annotation, biological process: DNA-templated transcription. Gene Ontology annotation, cellular component: RNA polymerase I complex; RNA polymerase III complex.